UGUAUAGGAGAAUAUUCAUUAAUUGUAAACACAGCUGCAGAGACUGCGACUUUCCAAACCCAGGAUACUUACGAAAUCACUCCUCUUAUGAGACCUCUUUAUAUUUUUUUCUUUGUUUCUGUAGAUCUUGCACACAGGGUACAAUGAGAAGGCUGCUGUUUGCAAACCAAGAAGAGUUCUCAGCAGAACCUGACCACGCUGGCACGCUGAUCUUGGACUUCCAGCCUGCAGAAUAAUUUCUGUGUUUCAGCCACCCAGUCUGUGGUAUUUUAUUAUGGCAGCCCAAGCUGAUUAAGACAGAUUUUGAAACCAAGAGGUGGGUUGCUCCUGUAACAGAUACCUAAAAAUGUGGAAGUGUCUUUGAAAUUGGGUAAUGGGUAGAGGCUGGAAGAGUUUUGAGGUGCAUGCAAGAAAUAUGGCCUUAAAGGUAUUUCUGGUGAGGUGUUAGAAAUGAGAACCUGUUAUUGGAAACUGGAGGAAAGAUGAUUCUUGUUAUAAAGUGUCACAAAACUUGGCUGAACCACUUUCUAACGUUUUGUGGAAAGUAGAACUUGAGAGUGAUUGGAUAUAGAGGUGAGGAGAUUUCUAAACAAGUGGUUGAAAGAACAGUUUGAUUCCUCACGACUGCUUAUAUGAAAGGAGAGAUGAAUAGAAGGAGGAACGAAUAAGUAAAAAAGAAACCAGAACUUGAAGAUUUGGAAAUUUUGGGGCCUAACCAUAUUGCAGAAAAAUGAGAGAGCAUGUUCUGAAGUGAGCACCAAGAGUGUGACUGGACUACCACUAAAUAGUUUAUGGGGUUGUAUGACCAAAAAUACUGCCAGUUUCAGCAAAAGGGGUCAGAGACAAAAUGAAAUGAACUAAGACUAUUAGACUUCUUAGAUUUGACAUGUGUUUAAGAAGAGGGGAAAAUUAUCCCAAAAGUGAUUUAGAGAUUGUCAGGGCUACUUCCUUGGUUUCAACAAACUAAAAACUGGAAGUUUUGGGGCUGGUACUGCCCUGCAGAGCCUUGGGGGUGAAACCCCCACCCAGAGCUGUUUGGGUGAUUAUUAUUACCCUGGAGUCCUGGAGGGCAGAGUAUGAAACCAAAGAGGAUUCUUUCCCAGCCUUAGAAUCUAAUGGAAUUUGCCCGGCUAGGUUUUGGACUACUUUGGAGCCUGUCACCCCUUCCUUCUUUCCUGUUUCUCCCUUCUGGAAUAAGUGUCCAUUCUGGGGCUGUCCCACCAUUUUAUUUUGGAAGCACAUAAAUUAUCUGAUUUCACAGGUUCACAGCUGGAGAGGGAUUUUGCCUCAUGAUGAGGUGUACCUCGAAUCUCACCUAUCGCUGAUUUAGAUGGUAGUUAGAUAAACUUUGGACUUUAGAUUUGAUGCUGGAAUUUGUUAAGACUGUUGGGAUGGGCUGCAUGUAUUUUGCAUGUAAGAAGAACAUGAAUUUGGGAGACUGGGUGGAAUGUUAAGGAAUAAAUAUAUGUGUCCCCUCAAAAUUCAUAUGUUGAAGCCCUAACCCCCAUGUGAUGGUAUUUGGAGAUGGGGGUCUUUGAGAGGUAGGUGGGUCAUCAACGUGGUCCUAUUCUAAUGGGAUUGGUGCCCUUAUAAGAAGAGAGACCAGAGAGCUUGAUCUCUCUCUUUCUCACCAUAUGAGGUUGCAGUGAGAGAAGUUGGCUGUCUGCUAAGCCAGAAGAGCAUUCUCACCAGAACCCAACCGUGGUGGCACUCUGAUCUUCCUGCCUUUAGGCUUAUGAGAAAUAAAUUUCUGUUGUUUAAGCUACUUGCUCUGUGGUAUGUUGUUAUGGCAGCCUAAAAUAAGACAAAACAUUUAAAAAUAUUUAGCCAGUUUUUGUACUGAAACUGACCUAUUCUUAGGGGGCCAUUUGCUAUUCCUUAAAUCUUAAUCUCUUCUAAUUGUGCUACAUUUAUGGACCAGAGGACACCAUAAUAUCGUUGUUAUUCACCUAAUCAUAUAUGUAAGGGGAGAAUUCGUUUAUGGGAAAUUCAUUUAUGAUGGGUUUGUUAGUACCACUACCAUUUACUAGCCGUAAAAUAUACUAAAGUUAAAUACUUGGCUUUGAAAAGUCAGCAGUAAAUUUGAAUUUCUAUGUAUACAUAUGUACCUUCAUCCCCUUCCGAAAGAGUUAGGUUUAUACGAUUAUUUUCAGAAUUUAUAUUCUUGAGUUACUAUCUCACUGUGCUAUUUUUGAAAUCAGAAAUUAUAUACCUGCUAUAAUACAUCGUUGCAUUUAAAAUGAUACCCUAGGUUCUUUAAUUUUUUUAAAAAAAUCUAUUAAUUUAUAAUUUGGUUACCUUGACUUUCUGCAUUAUUAAUUUCUAAAUGAAAGAGCAUAAAUGUUUUUACUGCAUUCUAGUUGGAUUUAAUAUACAGUUUUAAUGUUUACAGUUUGAUCAUUACAAAGAGGUUUUGUUUUUUUUUCAACUAAAAGGAGAAGACAAAAUCAGGCCCAAAUCAAUUUUUAUAGAAAAAGUUGACAUGUUUGUGCAGAACAAUUACCUCCCACUUACGAUAAACUGUAUGUUGGCUAAUUGAAUUUAAAUUUUAAAAAAAGAAAUUUGGUCAACAAAAUAAGAAGAUGAUCUUUAUAUAGUAGGUAUAAUACUGUAAAUCAAUAAUGUAUGACAUGUGUGCACUGUUCAAGUUUGGACAGUUGUCAAAUAUAUCAAAUUGUGUCUUAAUUUCAGAGAAUGUAAAAGUUGAAGAGACAAGCCUCACAGUAUAAUAAUAUUUUCCCUUUCCCCAUUCUUUAUUUUACCCAGUACACUUGUGUAUUAAUAAUUUUAAAUGACUUUUUCUGUGCAUUUUUAUUAAAGACAAGCGUUAAACCUGUAGUGCUUAGUUCAUAGACUCUCAGGAAUUGUUUCAAUGAAUGAUGCAUAUUUAUAUCAUCUUAGCCACUAUAAACAUCUUUCUGGGCAUGUGGAUCUUAGUAUACAGAAUUUGAAAUGUUUUUAUGGUUGUUAGAUUCAAACAAAGUUUUUUUCUUGAGGGUUUAGAUAUUUUGCCCUAGAAAAAUCAUGUUACAUUAUCAGAAAUAGAAUUUAAACAUAUUUUCCAUAUAAAAGACUUAACCACAAUAAUCAUAUUAUUUGAGUCUGAGUCAUACAGGAAAGUGAUCACAAUGUUUGGCUGCUUAAAUUACAUAUGCUUGUAUUUGUGUAUGAUAUUCUUCUAUAUAAUAGAUUUUCUGUGUCAUUGCUUAAGAACAAAGAGAUUUGGGGAGAUUAAAUGGAAUUUGGGUAAAAUAUUUCCUGACUAUACAUUAUUUUUACACAAAUUAUACUAUCCUUGAAUAUAUUAGAGGAAUGUUGUCUUUAACAAGAAAAAUAACUACAGAGCUACGUGUUUUCCUUGACCUUCCUGCAGUUUAUUAUGUGUGGUUUGAUUUUCCUUUUUGGUACUUGAGUAUUUUCUUCCCAGAAUGAAAUGUAUUUUAAAACUACAUUACAAAAAGUAUUGUCCUCUAAUUUAGCAUCACAUUGUUAAUCUUGAAUUCAUUAAUUCUCUGCUUAUAAAAAUUUGAAGGACGUACAUUAUGAGACAGAGUGCAUUAGCUGACAUAGUCCUGAUAUCUGUGUGAGCAAACACAUCAUUAUUAUAUCCAUAGUUGCUAUACAUUUGCUUCAGGGCUGUUAACAUACACUUAAGUGGGUAAUUAUUACAUAAGGUGCCUUCUCCUUGACUUUGAUUCCUAGCAGCUCAGGUAUUCAAGUAUAAUUAUGCUGUAAGUUUUGAGAAUUAGUUUUCUCUUUUGCAAGUUAUCUUUGGAACAUAAGUAUUAGGACAUUAUUGGUUUCCAGACAGUGUUUGGUCAGCUUUAUUCCAAAAAAAUUAGUAAUAUAGUGCUUAUUCUUCUAUGCUUGAAGUUUUUAUUAAAUUAUUUAAAACCAUAUAAUAGUAUAUUUAACUGGUAAGCGCUAUACCAAGAACCAAUUUCUCCGCUUUAUAGAAGCAAUCUCUGAUUUAUGAGAUUGUAUUUUACAAGUUUGUAUUUUCAAAUCCAUACCACUAUUUAUAUAAAAUAAAAACAAUAUUAUAAAUGCUAGUUAAGUUCCCAGGCUAACCCACAGAGACACAUUCAUAACCAAAUGUUGCUGACUUCUGAUAUUAAUUAUACUGACUUCAAAUUCUGGGACCUGGGGUUAAGACAGUAUGGGGGGAGUGGGGGAAUGAAGGAGGAGAACAAGAAGAGCUUUCUUUGCUAGCUACUACUGGUAAGAACGUCAAUAAGGCUUUGGUUUUCCCAGUUACUUACAAUUUUAAAUUAGAAAAUUUUAAACUCUCAAGAAUCAUUAGUAGAAUUUCAGCCAAUGUAGUUUAGAUAAUUCAGGGUGUAAUAUUUUUACUCUGGGCUCAGUUCAGUUUUACAAGUCCCUAAAUUCAAUUUUUUUCAGUAAACUACUUUUAAUUACUUCUUCCUUUUCACAUUUGAAUCCACAUAUUUUCUUAGUGCUUAUCUCAUACACAGUUGAGUAGGGGUAGUUGCUGAUAAGGGGAAAGGGCAAUAGUCACAAUUUAUAAAUGUUGAUCUUUUGCAGUUUGGGACUAGGAUCUUUUUGUAAGUGUUCUUUGUUUCAGGGAGUGGGUUACAUGCAUGGUUUUGUUUUUCCUGGGAAGAUCCUCUUCUGUAUAUUAUUUGGUAUGAUUUAAAUGUUUCCUUUUUCUUAUAGGUUUACGGUAAAUAUACCAGCUCUAGAACAAAUGAAUCAGAUUUUACACAUCUUGUUUAUAUUUUUACCCUUUCUGUGGGCACUCGGAACUCUGCCCCCACCUGAUGCUCUUUUCUUAUGGGCAAUGGAGCAGGUUUUAGAGUUUGGCCUUGGAGGCUCAUCUAUGUCAACACAACUACGGUUAUUAAUAAUGUUCAUCAUCUCUGCUGGAACAGCUGUAACAUCGUAUUUCAUUCCCAGCACUGUUGGUGUGGUUCUUUUCAUGACUGGACUUGGGUUCUUACUGAGUCUUAACCUAAGUGACAUGGGUCUUGUCUUCAAACGCAGUGUGACUAGACACAGAGUUGGAACCAAUUCUAAGGCUUUACCCAGUGGUUCAGAGAAACCGUUUACUUGGAAGGAAUACCUUUUCUACAUCAUCAUAUUAGUCUUGGCUCUCAUAGAAACUAGUUUGCUGCAUCAUUUUGCUGGUUUCUCACAGAUUUCCAAAAACAGUCCUCAGGCUAUUGUUGGCUAUGUUUUAAUGAUAUUGCUUAUAAUACUGUGGAUACUUAGAGAAAUUCAAAGUGUCUGUAUCUUUGGAAUUUUCCGAAACCCUUUCUAUCCAAAGGAUGUGCAGACUAUGACUUUAUUCUUAGAGAAGCAAACAAGACUUGUGAAGAUUGGUGUUGUCAGACGGAUUUUGCUAAAUCUAGUGUCACCCUUUGCUAUGAUAGCAUUUCUUUCAUUGGACAGUUCCUUACAAGGACUCCACUCUCUGUCUGUCUCCAUUGGAUUCACGAGAGCAUUUAGAAUGGUAUGGCAGAAUACAGAAAAUGCUUUAUUGGAGACAGUCAUUGUAUCAGUAGUACACUUGUUGGUCUCCAGUACAGAUGUAUGGUGGAACAGAAGCCUGGAUACAGGAAUCAGACUCUUACUGGUUGGUAUCAUGCGUGAUCGUCUGAUUCAGUUCAUCUCUAAACUGCAGUUUGCUAUGACUGUACUUUUGGCAUCGUGGACUGAGAAAAAACGUCGAAAGUCAACCACCACUUUAUGCAUACUCAACAUUGUCUUCUCUCCAUUCGUGUUGGUCUUCAUCGUUUUCUCUGCACUCCUCUCCUCUCCCUUACUCCCCCUCUUCACCCUUCCUUUGUUCUUGGUGGGCUUUCCCCGACCUGUUCAGAUUUGGCCAGGAGCAGUGGGCACCGCGGCCUGCGUGUGUGCAGACACAGUGUACUACCACCAGAUGGUCCCAAGUCUGACCACUGCACUGCAGGCUGCAAUGGCCACUGGAAGUUUAGGUCUCCUCUUACCUGGGUCUCAUUACUUGGGCCGUUUUCAGGAUCGUUUAAUAUGGAUAAUGAUUCUAGAAUGUGGUUAUACUUACUGCUGUAUUAACAUUAAGGGGUUAGAAUUGCAAGAGACAUCCUGUCAUACUGCUGAAGCUCAAAGAGUUGAUGAAGUUUUUCAAAGCGCCUUUGAACAAGAAUAUUCGAGAAUAUGUUCUAUUAACGAACACUUUGGAAAUGUCUUGACACCCUGUACUGUUUUACCAGUAAAACUCUAUUCUGAUGCCAGGAAUGUUCUAUCUGGCAUAAUCGAUUCUCAUGAUAAUUUAAAAGAAUUUAAAGGUGACCUUAUUAAAGUACUUGUGUGGAUACUUGUUCAGUACUGUUCCAGAAGACCCAACAUUCAGGAGGUUCACAGAACUGAAAAUAAAGGGAAAGCAUCUCUAAUAAUUCUGCCUGCUUUGAAUGCUUCACCACAAAGCCAAUCCCCAGAAGACACAGAUAGUUUAAAUUCAGAAAUUUUGGGUGACUGGUCUGAUGAUAAUGUUUUUGGUGAUGAGCCAACUAUCCAAAAAGGAAAAGAAGGAAAAGAUCAAUUAAAAGUUGUAUCAGGUAUAAAUUUGCCUAUUCCAGGAUCAGUAGAAUCACAGGGGCUUGGUGAUCAUUCUAUAGGCACAGUUCCUGAUAACAGUCUUUACAAGUCAGUUAUAUUGGGUUACCCUGUUGUUGAUAAAGGAAAACAAAAAGAUGUGACAUAUAUCCCUCUCGCGGAAUUCAGUUGUUCUCAUUCUCACUUGUUAAGCUUACCUGAAGAGUGGACAUCUAACUGUUUGCCUAAUUCCAAAAUGAGGGAGAUGAGCUCAUUAUUUCCAGAAGAGUGGUACCGGUUUGUUUUAAGGCAGUUGGAAUGUUUUCAUACAGAAGAAAAUGCCUCAAAUGUACUGGAAGAAAUUGCAAAGGACAGAGUUUUAAAAGACUUUUAUGUUCAUGCAGUAAUGACUUGUUAUUUUAGUUUAUUUGGAGUAGACAAUAUGGUUCCCAGUCCUGGUCAUAUAUUGAGAGUUUACAAUGGUGUUUUGCCUUGGUCUCUUGCCUUGGAUUGGCUCACAGAAAAGCCAGAACUGUUCCAACUAGCACUGAAAGCUUUCAGAUACACUCUGAAACUAAUGAUUGAUAAAGCAAGUUUAGGUCCAAUAGAAGACUUUAAAGAGCUGACUAACUGCCUUGAAGAAUAUGAAACUGACUGGUAUAUUGGUUUGGUGUCCGAUGAAAAGUGGAAGGAAGCAAUUUUACAAGAAAAACCAUACUUGUUUUCUCUGGGAUAUGACCCUAAUAUGGGAGUUUACACUGGCAGAGUACUUACCCUUCAAGAAUUGUUGAUCCAAGUUGGGAAGUUAAAUGCUGAAGCCGUUAGAGGUCAGUGGGCCAAUCUGUCAUGGGAAUUGCUUUAUGCCACAAACGAUGAUGAGGAACGAUAUAGUAUACAAGCACAUCCACUACUGUUAAGAAACCUUACGGUACAAGCAGCUGAUCCUCCCCUGGGAUAUCCAAUUUAUUCUUCAAAACCUCUUCACAUACAUUUGUAUUAGAGCCCAUUUGACUUGUGAGUGUGUUGUCAUCAAAUGAGAUGUUUUUAUUUUCUCAUUCUAGAAAAGUAAUGUGAUUCCUCAUAACUUCACUGGACUUCUCUCUCUCCUCCUACAAGUCAGAUAUCUGAGAAAAGCUAAGCUCUGUAAAGUUGAUUCUAUCAGCUAUCUUAAUGUUUAAAAAACAAACUUUGUCUAACAUAAGAGUUAGAAAUAGUUGGCCAAUAUUUGUGCCCUAUGGAUUGUGGUAGGCUUUAGCAAAUAUAAAAUAUUUGUAUAAGAUUAGGUAAUGGAUUUAUUAAUGCUUUCUUAAAUAUGUCAUAGGUGGCUUGCCUUGCAGAAGUCAACAACUAUAAUUUUUACAUACCUAGAAGAUAUACACACAUAUCAGUGUUAUGUAAUGAUAAUGGAUCCUAUUGAAGGUUGCAUAAUGUAUAUUUAUUUAUUUGAAAUAUUAAAUUUUAUAGUAUUUUCAAACUUUGUGCUGUUUUAACAUUAAUAUAGCCUGAGUGUUUUCAUAUAAUCUAUUCAUUUUCUUUACAUAUACUUCAAUUCAGAAACCUUAAAAACUUUAAUAAAACCUCUUCCAAUAAAAU
This is a messenger RNA of Ailuropoda melanoleuca (giant panda), 8127 nucleotides long. It is a transcript of the gene PCNX4, whose product is annotated as pecanex 4. The coding region runs from base 4658 to 7534 and encodes 958 amino acids. The record is from RefSeq and is a predicted model, not a curated record. The transcript has 10 exons. Gene Ontology annotation, cellular component: membrane. NCBI's taxonomy places the organism in Eukaryota, Metazoa, Chordata, Mammalia, Carnivora, Ursidae.